AUGGAUCACUCUUUCCGCGCCUUUGUUGAACAGCUCAAAGCCGACAACGACUUGGUGGAGAUUAACGAUGAGAUCGACCCUCAUCUAGAGGCAGCUACUAUUACGAGGCUUGUGUGCGAGACCGACGACAAGGCUCCACUGUUCAACAAUCUAAAAAUCCAAAAUGACAAAGGACUCUUCAGAAUACUUGGUGCACCUGCAUCUCUUCGACGUUCAAAGAAAGACCGAUAUGGCCGUCUUGCUCGCCACCUCGCACUUCCUCCGACAGCAAGCAUGAAGGAAAUCUUGGACAAAAUGCUAUCUGCGAGUGAGCUACCAGCUAUCGCACCAGUUAUCGUUGCAGACGGACCCGUGAAGGAAAACUCCUUGACGAGAGACGAAAUCGACCUCACAAGUCUUCCGUCGCCGAUGGUUCACCAAGCCGAUGGAGGACGAUACAUCCAGACUUAUGGUAUGCAUGUCGUACAAAGCCCUGACGGAACAUGGACGAAUUGGUCCAUCGCUCGAGCUAUGGUACACGACCGAAACCAUUUGACCGGGCUUGUCGCUGCGCCGCAGCAUAUCUGGCAGAUCCAUAACAUGUGGAAGAAAGAGGGCAAGGAUGUUCCGUAG
Molecule: messenger RNA, 612 nt
Organism: Exophiala spinifera
Lineage: Eukaryota; Fungi; Ascomycota; Eurotiomycetes; Chaetothyriales; Herpotrichiellaceae
Exons: 1
Coding region: 1-612 (203 amino acids)
Biological process (GO): cinnamic acid catabolic process; ferulate metabolic process
Cellular component (GO): cytoplasm
Molecular function (GO): carboxy-lyase activity
Source: RefSeq, a predicted model, not a curated record